Meleagris gallopavo (turkey) is the source of this 3594-nucleotide messenger RNA. The record is from RefSeq and is a predicted model, not a curated record. NCBI's taxonomy places the organism in Eukaryota, Metazoa, Chordata, Aves, Galliformes, Phasianidae.
AUGGUCGCUGUGGGUCCUCAACCCAGGCCAUUCUAUGAUUCUGUGAAAAGUAAGAGCUACUUUGAUCACAGUUUUCUCCUUGUGUUUGGUUGCUUGAUUUUGUCCGUGUUUUCCACUAUUCCUGAACACACAAAACUUGCCUCUGGUUGUCUCUUCAUUUUGGAAUUUGUCAUGAUUGUUGUCUUUGGUUUGGAAUUUAUUAUUCGUAUCUGGUCUGCUGGAUGCUGUUGUCGAUACCGAGGAUGGCAAGGAAGACUGCGCUUUGCAAGGAAACCGUUCUGUGUAAUAGACAUCAUUGUUCUCAUCGCUUCAAUAGCAGUUGUUUCUGCAAAAACUCAGGGUAACAUUUUUGCAACAUCAGCACUGAGAAGUCUUCGUUUCCUACAGAUCCUUCGUAUGGUGCGCAUGGACCGAAGAGGAGGCACUUGGAAAUUGUUAGGUUCAGUAGUUUAUGCACAUAGCAAGGAAUUAAUCACAGCCUGGUACAUAGGAUUUUUGGUACUCAUCUUUUCAUCUUUCCUGGUUUAUCUGGUGGAAAAAGAUGCAAAUAAUCAGUUCUCCACAUAUGCAGAUGCUCUCUGGUGGGGCACAAUCACAUUGACAACCAUUGGCUAUGGAGACAAAACUCCUCUUACUUGGCUUGGAAGGCUGCUUUCUGCAGGAUUUGCUCUACUUGGCAUUUCUUUCUUUGCACUACCUGCUGGCAUCCUUGGCUCAGGAUUUGCAUUAAAGGUGCAGGAACAGCAUCGCCAGAAACACUUUGAGAAAAGAAGGAAUCCAGCUGCCAGUCUAAUUCAGUGUGUAUGGCGUAGUUAUGCGGCUGAUGAGAAAUCGGUUUCCAUUGCUACCUGGAAGCCUCAUUUGAAGGCCUUGCAUACCUGCAGCCCUACAAAAAAAGAACAAGGGGAAGCUUCUAGCAGUCAAAAGUUAAGUUUCAAGGAGCGGGUCCGGAUGGCCAGCCCACGGGGUCAGAGCAUAAAGAACAGGCAGUCAUCAGUCGGAGAUCGCCGGUCCCCGAGUGCCGACAUUGCCACUGACGGCAGCCCCACCAAGGUCCAGAAGAGCUGGAGCUUCAACGACCGCACCCGCUUCAGGCCAUCGCUGCGGCUGAAGAGCUCCCAGCCCAAACCUGUGGUUGAUGCUGACACCAAUCUUGGAACAGAUGAUGUUUAUGAUGAUAAAGGGUGCCAGUGUGAUGUGUCAGUAGAAGAUCUCACUCCUGCUCUUAAAACUGUCAUCAGAGCAAUAAGAAUUAUGAAAUUUCACGUUGCAAAGAGAAAGUUUAAGGAAACACUUCGUCCAUAUGAUGUCAAAGAUGUCAUUGAACAGUAUUCAGCAGGUCAUCUAGACAUGUUGUGCAGGAUCAAGAGUCUUCAGUCACGUGUUGACCAAAUUCUUGGGAAAGGACAAAUCACUGCAGAUAAAAGAAGUAGAGAAAAGAAUACAGCAGAGAACGAGACAACUGAUGACCUCAGUAUGUUAGGGCGUGUAGUCAAGGUGGAGAAACAGGUACAAUCCAUUGAGUCAAAACUGGACUGCCUGUUAGAUAUUUAUCAACAAGUUUUGCGGAAAGGAUCUGCAUCAGCGCUCACUUUGGCUUCAUUUCAAAUGCCACCUUUCGAAUGUGAGCAGACUUCUGAUUAUCAAAGUCCAUCCGAUAGCAAAGAUUUGUCAAGCUCUGCACAAAUUAGUGGAUGUGUAUCCAGAUCAGCUAGUGCCAAUCUGCCUCGUGGCCUACAGCUAAUACUGACACCAAAUGAAUUUAGCACUCAGGCUUACUAUGCUAUUAGUCCAGCUAUGCAUAGUCAAGCAACGCAAGUGCCAAAUGAUGGACAUGCAACAGUUAACAACACAUCAAACCAAAUAAACCAGGCAACUAAGCCAGCAACUCCAACAACACUGCAAAUACCACCUUUCUCAUCAGUGAAGCAUAUCAGUAGGCCUGAGCCCGUUCACAUUAUUCCUGUGACCACACAGGAAAAUAUUUCUGAUGUCACCGCUUGCCUUGUUGCAUCAAAGGAUAACGGACAAGUCGCUCAGCCCAGCGCAACCAAGGAUCUCACGUGGAGAAAAGGACUGGAUACAGAAGGGGAACCUUUGCUCUCAGUUAAACCUGUGGUGCAAAUGGAUUUAGGAAAAUCUUUAUCUAUACAAAACCUUAUACAAUCAACAGAAGAACUGAAUGUACAGAUUACUGGCAGUGACUCCAGUGGUUCAAGAGGUAGCCAAGAUGUAUACUCCAAAUGGAGGGAGUCAAAAUUAUUUAUAACUGAUGAAGAAUUGGAGACAGAGGCAGGAACAGAGACUACUGAAGCCAUCUCUCGCCCACUAGUGGAAACAACUCUCUCCACUGACUCUCUAAGGACUGGAAUAUCAAGAUCAUCUCAAAGCAUUUGCAAGCCAGGGGACGGUACAGAAGCACUCAGUCUGCUCCAUGUCAAACUUAAAUAACAGCUUGUAGGCUUUCUUCAUUGGCUGAGUCAUUCCUCUAGUCAUACAUAUCAUAGCAUGAACUAUUUUGAAAGCCUUUUUAAUGAGAUAAAAUCACAAAAACAGGAUGAAUCUGAAAAGCAGUUGAAUGAGCCCAUAUCUUCUAGUUGCAUGAAAAUGCAUGUUCAAGUGAUGGCUAAAAUUCAGAUUUAUACCUACAGUAUGGCAGCCUUUCAUGUAGUACAGUAGGUUUAAAUAAUGAAUUGCCUACAAAGCUAAUGCUGCAGGAUGUAUCAAAAAGCAAAAAAUUGAGCAUUUAGACCUAGUGCCGUUUCCACAGGGCGAAAAUAAAAAUUGUAAGAUUUAAAGCACUUUGCUUCUGAACUAAUUAAAUAUAUAUAUAUAUGUCCUGAUUUAGAUGAUAGUUUAUGUUUACAACAAAGAAUUAUCUACAGCUGCUAGCAAGGUACCAAGGAAAUCAGAUAUACGGGAUUAGAAAUGGCUGCCAGUUGCAAGAUACACACAUUAGCUCAUCAGUAAUCAAUUCUUUUUAACUCUGAAAAGCACUAUGUUAAUAUAUCCAUCUGAUUUUUGAUGAUUUAGUGUUGCGGCAAAGUACCCGACACACCACUACUAUCACAUUGUUCUUUACAAUGAGAAUGUUUUAUUGUUAUGAAAGGUUUGUAUUCUAAGCGUCAGGGCUGGCCUCAGAAAUGGAUAAUUUGGGUGACUGCACUAAGAAUGCAAGGGAAUCUCUCCUUUUUCCAGACUCACUGAGGGACUGUAUUGUGCAUCUUCUUGGCAGCAGUAUGUGAGGCAGAGAUGCAGGCACUGCUGUCGUUGAAGAAGCAGUAUUUCAUUCAUUUGAAAAUCUGACAGUCUUCAUUGCGGUCACAACCUGAUGCCAUGACAGUCGUUCGUGAGGCUGGGGAGUGAGGGAAAAAGAGGAACUGAAAUGCAGAGUGAAACUAAAGAUGACAAAACAAGUAAAGAGAGAAAAAUACAUAUUUUUUAAAUUCCAUCCUUUCAGACGCAGAUAGUGAGUGCUAUUUCCAGAAAAGCCAUUGGAGGCAACCAGAAAUGGAAAUGGAAAUAGGAAGACAACCUUAACAGAAAAAAUUGAAGGCAGUUGUUUUGUUUGUUUUUUUUCGUUGCUGUUGUUAU